GCCGGAACUGCGCGUAAAGCGCACAACACAAUAGAGACUCCAAGUUUGCUGUGGACUUACACUCACUUUGAAAGCACAUUUAGCAUUUUACAUGACUUUUAUCCCGUUAUGUGAGCUAAUGCUGUUCUUUAACAUGUUUAAAGCUUUUGCAACUGAACAUGAAUUUGCUUCUUGAAAGCAGCUGACAGUCUCUGUAUUGGAGAAAAUGGACCGGAGGCUUCCGAAGAGGCGAUGGACGUUGGCAGGGCAGGUUGUGUGUCUGCUCCUGUGUGCGUGCGCCCUGGACCGGGUUUUGGCGCAGAUUCGGUAUUCCAUUCCAGAGGAGUUGGAGCACGGGGCUUUUGUUGGAAAUAUCGCCGAGGACUUGGGCUUGGACGUGGCAAAAUUGUCUUCAAGGAGAUUCCGGAUUGUGUCCGGGGCAAGAAAACAAUAUUUAGAGGUGAAUUUGGAGAACGGGAUUUUGUUCGUGAAUGAGAAGAUCGAUCGCGAGGAACUGUGUGAACAAAGUCCGGUUUGUUUCUUGUACUUGCAAGUCGUAAUUGAAAACCCUUUGGAACUGUACCGGGUAGAGGUUGAAAUCUUGGACGUGAAUGAUAACGCGCCCAGUUUCCCGUGGAGCGAGUUUAAUCUGGAAGUCACGGAGUCUGCUGCGCCGGGCUCCCGGUUCCCCCUGGAGAGCGCCCAGGAUCUGGAUGUGGGCUCGAACUCUCUCCGCUCCUACCUGCUGAGCGCAAAUCAACACUUCGUGCUGGACAUUCAAACGCGUAAUGACGGAAGCAAAUUCGCGGAACUCGUGCUGCAGUCGCCGUUAGACCGAGAGCAGCAGAAGACGCACGAGAUGGUGCUCACGGCCGUGGACGGCGGCUCUCCUUUGCGCUCGGGCACCGCUCAGAUUACGGUCACUGUGCUGGAUGCCAACGAUAACGUGCCGGUGUUCGACCGCUCCGUAUACCGGGUCAGCUUGGUGGAGAACGCACCGAGAGGCACGCUCGUGCUCAAACUGAACGCUACGGACCUGGACGAGGGCGUAAACGGUGAGAUUACCUAUUCGUUCAGCGGACACGCACCUCUGAAGAUGCGGGAGCUGUUCAGCGUGGACUCUCACUCGGGUGAGAUUCGGGUGAAGGGGAUAGUGGACUACGAAAAGGCCAGCGUGUACGAGCUCUACGUACAGGCGAAAGACAAGGGUCCCUCCGCCGUGGCCGUGCACUGUAAAGUACUGAUCGAUAUUCUGGACGUGAACGACAAUGCACCCGAGGUCAUAUUAACCUCUGUGUCAACACCUGUUCAGGAGGACGCGCCACCGGGCACGGUGAUAGCCGUGAUCAGCGUAAUGGACCGCGACGCGGGUGAGAACGGGGCUGUGGAUUGCCAGAUUCCCGGGAACGUGCCGUUUCAGCUGCACUCCUCUUUUAGAAACUAUUACACACUUGUAACGAGCGAGUUUCUCGACAGAGAGUCCGUCUCGGAGUACAACAUCACGCUCACGGCGCGAGAUCUGGGCUCGCCGCCGCUGUCCACCAGGAAAACGAUUCUGGUUCAAGUGUCUGACAUUAAUGACAACCCACCGCGCUUCAAUCAGCCCUCUUACACUGUAUAUGUGACCGAGAAUAACGCCCCGGGCGCAUCCAUUUGCUCGGUGACCGCAUUCGAUCCGGACUCUACUCAAAACGCGUAUUUGUCCUAUUCCAUUCUGGAGGAUCAGAUCCAGGGCAUGCCCGUGUCCACUUAUGUAUCCAUUAACUCAGAUAACGGCAACAUCUACGCGCUGCGCUCUUUCGAUUACGAGCAGCUCCGGAACUUUCAGAUCCGCGUACAGGCUCAGGACGCCGGUUUCCCGCCGCUCAGCAGCAACGUGACUGUCAAUGUUUUUGUUUUGGAUCAGAAUGACAACGCACCGGUCAUCCUGUCCCCGCUACCGAAAAACGGCACCGUAGCCACUGACAUUGUGCCCAGGUCGGUGGACGCUGGGUACCUCGUUGCAAAAAUCACUGCGCUAGACGCGGACGCGGGGCAAAACUCUCGCCUCUCAUUUCAGGUGCUUCAGGCGACGGAUCCCGGACUGUUCAGCGUCGCUCUGUACACCGGCGAGAUCAGGACGAUCAGACGUUUCGUGGACAAAGAUGCCAUUAGGCAAAGACUUGUCAUACUCGUCAAGGACAACGGGCAGCCGCCGCUCUCGGCCACCGUGUCCAUCAUUUUGUCGGUAGUGGACAGCGUGCCGGAGUCACUGUCCGAUUUCGGUGACCUCUCGCUCACAUCAACCCCUUCUAACCUCGCGCUCUAUUUAAUCGUGUCACUGAGCACCGUCUCGCUCAUCUUCCUCGUGGCCAUCAUCGUUCUGGCGGCCGUGAAAUGCUACAAGGACCGCGACACUCUCAGCGGUUACGCGCUCUCCUCGCUCGGCGCCACUUGCUGCAGCUUUGAACCGGAGCCGCCAACCGAGGUGUUCAAAAAGUCCAACCUCAACCUGCAGAUCUCCAGCGGCGCAAAAGUGCCCACGAACUGCGCGGAGGUAAACAGCAACCCUGGAAAUCUCUCUCAAGCUUACUGCUACAAAGUGUGUUUGACGCCCGAAUCAGCAAAGAGCGACUUUAUGUUUCUCAAGCCUUGCAGUCCCGGUACACCGAGGAAUAACGCGGCGAGGGGAGCGGAUAACCUGGCGCUGAGCUCACAGAGCCGCUGCUCAUCCGUGAACAACGGAGCGACCACGCCGAACGAGCUGAAGCAAGCAAAUACUGACUGGGCCCUCACCAAAAACCAAACCUCCUCUGUGAAAAGCUGUAACUCUUUAAACAUGGAUGGCACUCUGAUCCGUAAGGCCAUGCAGGCUGAACCAGAGACUUAUAUGACUCCAAUGGCUGCAGGACAGUACUGGACCUGGGGAAACCGCUCGAGAGCAGAGUACCAGAUGCAUUCUCCAGCAGGUGUUUCUCAGCGGGUGUGGACUCCUCAUUACACCCCCACACACAACCCCACCCGCCAUUCGCAACAGCAGCAGCCCACAGCGCAGGUACACCCGCAUCCUCCACCCGAUUACCAGCACAACGUCUACAUCCCCGGCACACCCUCCGGAUUCUGCACCCUGCGCCCCAUUUACCGCAGCGAGCUCGACGUCCACAACUCCUUCUCCACCUUCGGCAAGAAACGCAGGUUAAUCUCGCCCAGCAGCUACGACCCUCAUGACGACAUGGGGAUGGAGGUUAUCAACAAUGACUUGUACAAUGAAUAGAAUAAGGGAGAAAGGAGCCGAGGUGCGAUGAUGUUGAAACUAACGGACAAAAAGAGGAGUGACUCUUUAUAAUGACCAAAGCAUAGCACUUAUUCGUUUAGUCUCGGCCUGUCUGAUGCACAUCGCAAACAGAACCGGAAAGCACUUGCACCGAAUCAAAUUGUCCAACUACUACGAGUCACGGCGCACAGGCAAAAUCGCUCAAAGUACCACGCUGAUAUUUUGAGUGCUUGUGAAACUCUUAUAAUUGGUUCAAGUUUGCUUCAAAUCUUUUGAAAGACUUUUAAAGCUUUGCUUGAGGCACAUAGAAGCUAGCAAACACUCGAAUGGUUCUGCACUUUUCAUCUUGCACUUACUUAAUUGCUUUGUGUGUGUUUGUGGUACAUCAAGCUCAAACCUGAAAUUCUACGACUCUCUCUGAAAAUAUACAGACUGAACAUCUCCUUCGUGUUCCAUGUUAGAAUGAAAGUCAUACGGGUUUGGAACAACACCAGUAUGAUUAAAUGAUGACAGAUUUGAGGGUGUACUCUCUCUUUAAUCUGUUUGUCUCGUAUGGAGUCUGAUUGUUUGGCAUGGUCACGCCAGGCCUAAACGUCAAAAGUCCUUGUUUAUUACCACUAGAACAGCAGUGGGACGAGAAAUGCCGCGCCUAAGACUGAAUAUCAUUACUACCAUUAUUAUAUUUUCUUACUGUUGUUACUUUGACAAUCAUUUCAGCCAUAAUGUGAUUAUUAUACUGUACACCCUAUGCACAUGAUGUGAGCGUAUAUAUCAGCACAGUGGUCAUGGUUGGGUCAUGGCCCAGGAGAAAGGGAAAUCACCAAAAUGUAAUUCAGUAUGAUGAAGGAACGGCUGGAUCAGGAUUCAGAUACUCAUUCCUGCCUCAUGCAGGAGUACAAGAGGUGAAGUCCAUUCAUUCUGA
Xyrauchen texanus (razorback sucker) is the source of this 4154-nucleotide messenger RNA. RefSeq lists its product as uncharacterized. Gene Ontology annotation, cellular component: plasma membrane. NCBI's taxonomy places the organism in Eukaryota, Metazoa, Chordata, Actinopteri, Cypriniformes, Catostomidae. Gene Ontology annotation, molecular function: calcium ion binding. Gene Ontology annotation, biological process: homophilic cell-cell adhesion. The record is from RefSeq and is a predicted model, not a curated record.